This is a messenger RNA of Fusarium odoratissimum NRRL 54006, 4242 nucleotides long. Its product is annotated as ATPase. The transcript is spliced from 3 exons. The record is from RefSeq and is a predicted model, not a curated record. Lineage: Eukaryota; Fungi; Ascomycota; Sordariomycetes; Hypocreales; Nectriaceae. Gene Ontology annotation, biological process: transmembrane transport. Bases 1 to 4242 code for a protein of 1413 amino acids. Gene Ontology annotation, molecular function: ABC-type transporter activity; ATP binding; ATP hydrolysis activity. Gene Ontology annotation, cellular component: membrane.
AUGAGUGUCAAUUCCUCCACCACCGAAGACGGCUCCAUCACAGCCACUGAAGUCCAACCUCCCCCAGCCUUAAUCGACAAACCCCGUCUCGAAAAGACCACCACAACAACACAAUGGCAUCUCGCCCCCGAACUCCAAGCCAUGCGCGACGCCGACGAAGAAAUCGGCCAGAAACCCCGCAAACUCGGCGUCACCUGGCAGAACCUCACCGUCAAAGGCAUAGGCAGCGAUGCAGCCUUUAACGAAAACGUCGUCUCCCAGUUCUAUCCUUUCCAUCAGAGCGCUAAAGAUGCGCCUAUGAAGACUAUCAUUGAUGGUUCGCACGGUUGUGUCAAGCCUGGUGAGAUGUUGCUUGUUCUUGGACGGCCUGGGAGUGGAUGUACCACGCUCUUGAGUGUUCUUGCGAAUAAUCGUCGUGGUUACGAGGAGGUUUCUGGCGAUGUGCAUUACGGUAACAUGUCCGCUGAAGAAGCGAAGGCCUAUCGUGGCCAAAUCAUAAUGAACACUGAAGAAGAGAUCUUCUUCCCCAGCCUGACAGUCGAAGCAACCGUCGAUUUCGCCGCGCGCAUGAAAGUCCCCUUCCAUCUUCCCCUCGGGAUAAAGACCCGCGAAGAAUACGCCCAGUUCUACAAAGACUUCCUCCUCCGCUCCGUCAACAUAUCCCACACAAAGCAUACAAAAGUCGGCGAUGCUUUCAUCCGCGGUGUAUCAGGCGGCGAGCGAAAACGCGUGUCUAUCGUGGAGUGUCUUACUACGCGAGGCAGUGUGUUUUGCUGGGAUAACUCUACGCGCGGCCUCGAUGCGAGCACAGCGUUAGAAUGGGUCAGGGCUAUACGCGCCAUGACGGACAUUCUGGGCCUGACCACUAUUGUCACGCUGUAUCAGGCUGGCAAUGGGAUUUACGAGCAUUUUGACAAGGUUCUUGUUCUUGAUGAGGGGAAGCAGAUCUUCUAUGGCCCGCAGAAGGAUGCUGUUCCGUUUAUGGAAGAUCUUGGCUUCGUGAGGGAUUCGGGUUCGAAUAGAGGAGAUUUCCUGACUGGAGUCACUGUUCCGACGGAGAGGCGUGUUGCGCCUGGGUAUGAGAAUACCUUUCCCCGUGACGCAGAUGGUGUCCGCGCAGCUUACGACAGAUCGUCCAUCAAAGCUCGCAUGGUCGAGGAAUGUCAGGCAUACCCCAUCAGCACCGAAGCAGCCCAGAACACAACAAUCUUCAAAGAGAUGGUAACCCGUGAGAAGCAGCGCUACGUCUCCGCCUCCUCCCCCGUCACCGCGAACCUCGCCAUGCAGAUACAAGCCGCUGUUACGAGGCAGUAUCAGAUCAUGUGGGGUGACAAGUCCACGCUCUUCAUGAAGCAGGGCGCGACUCUCAUCCAGGCGUUCCUUGGUGGAUCGUUGUUUUACUCUGCGCCGGAUAACUCGGCUGGUCUCUUCCUCAAAGGCGGUGCUUUGUUCUUCUCGAUUCUGUACAAUGCCUUGUUGGCGUUGUCGGAAGUCACGGAUUCUUUUACUGGACGACCUAUCCUUGCGAAGCAUCGCUCCUUUGCACUAUAUGAUCCUGCGGCUGUCUGCAUCGCCCAAGUCGUCGCUGAUCUACCCAUCCUCGCGUUUCAGGUCAUUCAGUUUGGUCUUGUUCUUUACUUCCUUGUCGGUCUCAAGACCACGGCUGGUGCCUUCUUUACGUACCUCGUCACCAACUACGUUACCGCUCUGUCAAUGACGGCCUUCUUCCGCUUUAUCGGUGCUGCGUUCCCAACCUUUGAUGCAGCUACCAAGGUCUCUGGUCUUUCUAUCGUCGCGCUGUUUGUCUACAUGGGAUACAUGAUCAUCAAGCCCGAGAUGCAUCCCUGGCUGUCUUGGAUCUUCUGGAUCAACCCCAUGGCUUACGGCUUUGAAGCUCUUCUUGGGAAUGAGUUUCACGACCAAGAGAUUCCAUGUGUCGGACCGUAUCUCAUUCCCAACGGCCCCGGUUAUGUCGGAAGCAAUGGAGGACAAGCGUGUUCUGGAGUUGGAGGCGCUGAACCCGGAGCUGCAUUUGUCACGGGCGACGCUUACCUCUCGAGCAUGUCAUUCAGUCACAGCCACAUCUGGCGCAACUUCGGCAUCAACUGCGCCUGGUGGAUCUUAUUCGUUGGUCUCACCAUCUUCUUCACAUCGCGAUGGAAGCAAGUUGGCGAGGGAAGUCGCAGCCUCCUCAUUCCUCGGGAACAACAGCACAAGUCUAAGCAUCUUCUCCCCUCCAAGGACAAUGAGACACCAACGGAGAAAACACGUGCUGAGAACGGAGCUGGAGCUUCUGAUGGUGAAGUUGACACGAACCUCAUGCGCAACAAGAGCAUAUUCACCUGGAAGAACUUGACCUAUACCGUCAAAACGUCAGACGGUGACCGUGUCCUCCUCGAUAACGUGCAGGGUUACGUCAAACCUGGCAUGCUCGGCGCAUUGAUGGGUUCUUCAGGAGCUGGCAAAACAACACUUCUCGACGUCCUCGCCCAGCGCAAAACCGAAGGAUCAAUCCACGGAUCAGUCUUAGUCGACGGCCGACCUAUUCCCGUGUCCUUCCAACGAUCAGCUGGGUAUGUCGAACAACUCGAUAUCCACGAGCCCUUGGCAACCGUUCGCGAAGCUCUCGAAUUCUCAGCCCUGUUACGUCAGUCUCGCGAUGUACCCACCGAAGAGAAGUUGCGCUACGUCGAUACCAUCGUCGAUCUCCUGGAGCUGAACGAUCUUGAACAUACACUUGUCGGUCGUCCCGGAAAUGGGUUGUCAAUCGAACAGCGAAAACGCCUUACUAUUGCUGUUGAGUUGGUUGCGAAGCCUAGUAUUCUCAUCUUUCUCGAUGAACCGACGUCUGGACUUGAUGGGCAGGCCGCUUACAACACGGUGCGCUUCCUUCGAAAACUCUCGGCUGCUGGACAGGCUAUUCUCGUGACGAUUCAUCAACCAUCUGCCCAGUUGUUUGCGCAGUUCGAUACGCUGUUGCUACUUACCAAAGGCGGAAAGACUGUUUAUUUCGGCGAUAUUGGCGAUAACGCAGCUACCAUUAAGCAGUAUUUCGGCCGUUAUGGCGCCCCAUGUCCACCUGAAGCUAAUCCCGCUGAACACAUGAUCGACGUUGUGUCCGGUGAGGAUGGCCCGUACAAGGACACGGACUGGAACCGGGUUUGGCUAGAGUCGCCAGAACAUGACCAACUCAGCAAGGAUCUGAACCACAUGAUCUCAGCAGCAGCAUCUCAACCAUCAAGCACCAACGACGACGGCAACGAAUUUGCGGCAUCGAUGUGGACGCAAGUCAAGCUCGUAACGCACCGGAUGAACGUCUCCCUCUUCCGAAACACAGAGUACGUCGACAACAAAUUCGCCAUGCACAUCAGCCUCGCGCUCCUCAACGGGUUUACGUUCUGGAUGAUCGGUGAUAGUCUGACAGACCUCCAGCAGAACUUGUUUACCGUGUUCAACUUUAUCUUUAUCGCGCCGGGUAUCAUUGCACAGUUACAGCCGCUGUUUAUUGAUCGGAGGGAUAUUUAUGAGGCGAGGGAGAAGAAGAGCAAGAUGUAUCACUGGGCGCCGUUCGUUACUGGGUUGAUUGUUUCGGAGGUGCCGUAUUUGCUGGUUUGUGCGGUGUUGUAUUAUGUUUGUUGGUACUUCACUGCUGGGCUGCCGACUGGGGCUGGACAUGCAGGUAGUGUCUUCUUUGUCGUGGUCAUGUAUGAAGGCUUGUACACUGGCAUUGGUCAGAUGAUUGCUGCGUAUACUCCUAACGCUGUCUUUGCGUCGCUCGUCAACCCUCUGGUCAUUACAACUCUUGUCUCGUUCUGUGGUGUUAUGAUCCCUUACAGUCAGAUUGUAUCAUUCUGGCGAUACUGGAUGUACUACAUUGACCCCUUCAACUACCUCAUGAGCUCGCUCCUCAUGUUCACAACAUGGGACAAGCCCGUCCACUGCAAACCCCACGAACUCGCCGUCUUCGACCCUCCGCCAAAUACCACCUGUGGCGAAUACCUUUCCGAUUAUCAGAGUGGUAUGGGCAAGGCCACCAACCUCCUCAACCCGGAUGACACCGCCUCUUGCCAGGUUUGUCAGUACACCUCUGGUGAGGACUUCCUUCGAACAUUGAACCUCAAGGAAGAGUACUACGGUUGGAGGAAUGCUGGCAUUGUUGUUGUAUUUGUGAUUGGUAUCUAUGGACUUGUCUAUCUCAUGAUGAAACUCAGGACUAAGGCAACCAAGAAGGCGGAGUCUUAA